This is a messenger RNA of Punica granatum (pomegranate), 1782 nucleotides long. The record is from RefSeq and is a predicted model, not a curated record. Lineage: Eukaryota; Viridiplantae; Streptophyta; Magnoliopsida; Myrtales; Lythraceae.
AAACAGCUUCAACUCAUUACGCUGUCAACACUUCCACUUCCCUUCAUCUUCGUACGUUUCUCUCUUCAUCAGUGACAGUAUACAAAUCAAACACAAACAUAUAAUACACACGCACACAUAUAUAUCCUACCAUACACGACAUCGACAAUGCAUUAUCAAACGGAGUUGUGGGCGUCCACCUACCUGCCGGCAACGGGGCGGCCGGACCCGGUGGAGAUGAUAGAGAGGCUGGCGGCGGAGAAUGCGGUGGUGAUAUUCAGCCAGAGCACGUGCUGCAUGUGCCACGCCGUGAAGCAGCUCUUCUGCGGGAUGGGCGUGAGCCCUGCGGUCCACGAGCUCGACCUCGACCCCCUCGGCGAGGAGCUCGAGCGGGCCCUCUCCCGCCUCCUCGGUGGCGGUGGUGCACUUCCGGUGGUCUUCGUUGGCGGGAAGCUUGUCGGGGCAAUAGACCGUGUCAUGGCCUCGCAUAUUAACGGCACCCUUGUCCCACUCCUCAAGGAGGCGGGAGCCCUCUGGCUCUGACCCAAUGAUUCCUCGUCAGUGAGAAACCAUCAACCUCGUACUAAUUACUGUCUUUUCGAUUUCGUCCUCAAAGUUCUUCUGUUUUUCAAAAAAAGUACGUACUUUGACAUAUCUCUUCAACUUUACUAGCAGUGUUAACUGUCCGGUCCACAUUUCCGGGUUUUUACCGGUGGGUCUAAACUUUUAACUUGAUUUCGGUGAGUUUAGGUACACUACUUUCGUAACAGACAAUGUACUUACGAUUUUAAUCGGAACAUUUUAACGAACUCGAUUAAAUGGAAAGGAGGCUGGGGAACGGAAUCAGAAAGGCGACGUAAGUACCACUGGGGAUGAUAUCUAGAGCAAAGCGUUCUUACGACGUACUCCGAAAACACAAAAUUCACUUCCUAUGUGAUGACGAAGAGAUUAAGAGAGGAAAGAGGAGUCUGGUGUCCCUUUUUUUUUUUUCUCCCCUUUUUAAAGGUUUCCUGGGCCUCUUUCUUUUUUGGUGUUUUGGGGUUAAUCCUUCGACUGAUGUUGGCGUCUUUUUUAUUAGACUCUGUUCUUUUUAUUUUAAUUUUUUUUUCUUCCAUUUUUUGUUUUAGUGUCGAACUUCUGCUGGGUGCAGAGAGAAAUGUAAUUCGCUCCCUCCUCUCAGUCCUCUGGAUAGGAAGAAAAUUAAAGAACAUGGGAAAAAAAAAAAAAAAGACUUUCGAAGUCUUCUCUCUUGUUUCACUUAACCAUCUUCAUCGUUUAUUUAUCGACGCGGUACGUUAUGAUGACAGAUUUUUUAUAUUUACAUAAAAUCCCGUCUCAAAGGAUCGCAAGACCAUUGGUAGGAGAUCUCGCAAUAUAGACUAGUGUCCAGUAAACCCGACAUAUACGAAUAAACCUUGCAGUCUCUUAACUGUUUUAAUUGCAAUUAAAGGAGGAUUAACAAAACAAUGAAUCCGCGGAGGAGAUUUUGAUGUGGAAUUUCACCACAAAGGCUGACCCCCAGCUGAGGUGUCGUUUUAGGCGGAUCAAGUUGUCGUUUUCUUUCUCGUUCUUCUUGGUCAAAGUUUCUUCUUUUGCUAGUGUAUGACCAAUAACGUAGCCUUUGACCGGCAGUGAAGUGUUCUUCUUUUAGGCUUUUUUACAGCUUUAUUAGAAGUGAAAAAUUGAAAGGUUACCCUUCACCAAAAAAAAAGAAAGAAAGAAAAAAAAAAGACACAAUUUAAUCCCAAGAAAGGGUUAUUUACUUCCAAUGUCCUUACCUUAAUCCAAAGUUAUGAACUUUUC